Harpegnathos saltator (Jerdon's jumping ant) is the source of this 4430-nucleotide messenger RNA. RefSeq names its product zf-C3Hc3H domain-containing lethal (3) L1231. Bases 1817 to 3361 code for a protein of 514 amino acids. The transcript has 2 exons. Lineage: Eukaryota; Metazoa; Arthropoda; Insecta; Hymenoptera; Formicidae. The record is from RefSeq and is a predicted model, not a curated record. Gene Ontology annotation, cellular component: nucleus.
UCACGAUUCGUGGAAUAACGGUGAAUCCGACCAAUCAUAAUCACCGAUUAGCAUAAAUUUCUCUAUGCUCCCUUUCCGGCACUCGCAUCUGCCCGUGUCCGACACACAGAGAGAGAGAGAGAGAGAGAGAGGUAUACGUGCACGAAGUCAUCGAGAGGAGAAUUUUGAGUCGUGUGCACGUAGGACGAACAAUCAUCAGCGUAUAGGUUAUGUCACGUUAAUACGCGAAAGUAGGAGGAACGGUCUUUGUCAUCACCGUCGCGGCUGAAGGAGCAAGUUUGUCCUUUGUCCGCGCGGAGCACGUUCCUCCUUACGGUGCAUUACGGUAUCAUCUAAAAUUAGUCGACUCUCCGUAUGGCGUGCGGAACGCUACGAGCGUCGUAUUCGCGAGCGUAUCGGCGUAUUCAGGGAUUUUUCAUGUCCAGGAACUGACCGUGUGCGCUCUGGUCGCCAUUUUGCUUCCCCCGCACGUCUGACAUGUCUUUCUAAUGUUAUUAUCGACGAAUGUUGAAAUUUGUGGGUGAGACUCGGUUGUAACGUAACGAGUGGUUCUCUCACGGGAAAAAGAUCGGGGCAAGUCUGAUUGGUCGACGGGCGUAGGUCGCCGUCGUUGUCGUUGUAAUAGCGAUUCCCAUUGUUCCAACCUCGGACCGAGCGAGAGCGCACAGGACCGAUAUACACGGAGCCAGCCUCGUCAGGAUCGCGAUUCACGAGCCGCCGCCGAGGGCAAGUAUGUCGUGAGACUUCGUCCGAGGAAUUCAACUGGCUGCGUCGCCGAGAAACCACGUCGCGAUAACCACGCAAGGUGUCCCGUUGUCGAUGUGACGAGCGAACCUAACCACAACACGCACACCUUCGAUCGGCGACGUGUGUGCGCUCUUAUGUCAACAGUGUCAACAGAUCUCGCUCAAUGAUAUGGCUCUGGACCCGUGGAGAUUAUCGAAAAGUAAUCUGCCAGUUUUCGCCGCUUCUACGCACCGGCGCGCUAUGCAGUUACCCAAACAUGCGUAGGGCAUGUUCGAUGUAGACUACUAUUUUGUGCGAGGCAAGGAUUGUUUUUAUCCUGAUCUAGCCAUGAACUAAGUUCACGCUUGCUGCUCAAACACAGGGAAACUCUAAUUGUUGUCGUAUGUACGUACAAUAUAUAUCCCAGCAGUUCGAAGUACUCGCAGCAACAGCAACGUACAGCUUUAAAUGUAUGAUGUAUAUGCCGAUACGUACGCACUUGUAAUUUAAAGUAUUACGUGUACUUUGUGAGCGUACAUGAGGCGUUAAUUAAACUAACGAAAGGGAGAGCGCAAAGGUUUUGUAAGCUCUGUACGGACUUGUAGAGUUUCACGAGACUUUUGUUCAACUUCGAUACAAAUUCCAUGACUUGUUUGAUCGUACGUAUGCAUAUAUGUUUAGAAAAGAAAGGGACAUUAUAUUAGAAAGAUGUACUCUGGUGACAUGUUAAGAUACUAUAUUAGUGACACGUUACAUACAUACUGAAAUGUGACUAAUAUCGCACAACUGUCUUCUAAUUUAUUCAACUUUGUACAGUCUGGCUUGAGUCGAGCGUAUUAGCCGCGCGAGUGGACUUUGAUCUUUUUCUACUCGGAGAACAUAAUAGCAAAAACGUCUGUGAUACGAUACAAUAAUACAUAUUUUUUUAAUUUUCAUACUCUCAGUAUUAUAUAUUUUUAACGGAUGAUCUAGCUUGUACUUGGAUACUUGGCACAUAGCGUGAACUAAGUUUUAUCUAGAUAGGAAGAGAAGGUUGACUUGGAGGGUUUGAGAAUGCAGGUGGAACAGGUCUGGACAGAAGCAGCAAUCAAUGAAGGUCCUUAUUUCCGAAAACUCAAACAUGGACAAUAAAUUGAAGUUUUCGGAGCGCUUGAAGGCUUUGCUGAAAACCGAGGCUCAUCAAGAUGUAGAUCCGUACAUUUUUAGUGAACCAGAACCGUUCUCUACGGCGGCAGGAAGAAAUGCCACAGUGCAACAAAUUCCAUCUACAAAUUCUAAAGUGAUGCAAAGUUGUAAGAACAGUAAGUCAAAGGGAAAAUGCAUGAAGCAGAAGACGAGGAUAGCGUCUGCGGCGGAGCCGGGCUACUGCACGACCGUCGGUGUCAACACCGUGACAGAGGGGAGCGUCGAGGCUGAUAUCGGCGAGAAUCUAGAUCACAAAUUUUCAAGUUUGGUUCAGCAUAAGCAGCGACAUAUUGAGAAUUUGCAGAGACUACGAUCCAGAAGGCAAAAUCGGGACCACACUCUGUUGUAUUAUCCUAGAGCUGGGGACGAGAUAUCCGACAGCGAAUCGAGCGGGGAUGAGAUGAUGAUUUAUCAGCGCCACUGGUUCCCCGGCGAAUCCUCCACGACGUUGAAUCGCGCAGCCCGACUGUCCCAGGUGCGUUCGCAGCUGCAACGACGAUUACUUCAGUUGGACACCGUUGGACCGGACGCUGAGGUUCUCCUGCGACACCGAGUCAGAUGUUUGUUGGAGGCUGCUUGCAAAGAUCCCGCUUCUACCGCGAGGGCUCUGAGCGAUUCUCCGGGUACCAGCAAGGUGCUCGACGGACCACUAUUAGUCGGUGGACCAUGUGGAGCGGAAGGAUGUCAGCAAACAUCGUUGCCUUGUACACGGCACUGUUCCCGCCACAUCAUGCUAAACGGAGAUCAGCUUCUAUUCGAGCAUUGCACUGCCAAAUUUAGUGACAACACACAGUGUUGUAUUCCUGUGUUUGACGUUGCACACGAAUUACCUCUCUGUCCGGAGCAUGCCAGGAAAAGGGACAAUUAUCACCGUAAAGCCCAAGAAUCCAAACCAAAGAAAGCACGUAAAAAGCCAGCCUCGCCCACCAUCCCGAGGCCUAAGCCUAAAUCCAGACCGAAGAAGCGCAAGCGACCGCCCUCGAGCAACAAAAUAGAGACUAAGGGUUCCGCAUUGAUGCACGAGGAGAGUCAUUACAUGAGCCAAAUAAACUGUAGUGAAAAUCAUACCAAGACAUUAAAUAAUUUGAAUGUUCCACAGGGAAGUUCAAAUACGUCUAACUUAAAUCUAGGGUUGGGAUUAGGCUCGCUCGGGCUGGGCGGCGGACUCAAAGUCGAGCUUGGAGAUCACGAAGUGUUCGCUUCUUUGGAUUCCGCUGAGCAUGACUUCGGCAAUGUGCUCAACAACUUACCCGCCGAUGCUUUUAACGACUUAUUUAUUGAGGGUAGGAACGGGGAGUACGAACCGUCGAGAGAGGAAGAGGAGGAAUUGGAGCGAGCCCUGGAAGAAGUUGAUAAAGACGUACGAAAUUUGGAGAGGAUAACGGGGCAAACGCAUGGACUCUUAGAGCCGGCUUUGCUCGCUCAGCUUAUGUCGGACAUUGCCUCGUAGCCCCACCAUUCUUAAUGUAAUAAUUUGGAAACGAGUUCGCGUGUGUUCCUCAUAACGUAGAGACAAGUACUGUUCGUGUCUGUGCUGCUAAAAUGUAAGAUUGUGUUGUAGACUGUCAUUAUGUAGCCUCGCAAAUCCGAGAUAAUGACAGUGAUCGACAUACAGAAAGUAAAAGGAAAAAAAAAAAUGAAGCAGUAGCAAAACUCUUAUGAAUUUAGCGUAAACAGCAUCGGGGGUACAGCACCACGGAUAGAUUUAUGUGAAACGAGUAGCGACGUAAAAAGCCGAAAAUUCCAUCCUUUUUGACAAAUAACCACGGACAUUUUCUGUCAUCGUCAUAACACUUGCAACAUAUUUGUAGCUUAUUCGCGGACAUUCUGACUUGCACCCGAGAAAUUCGCUUAGAAAAAUUGUUGUAGUCGUAAUAAUACAUGUGAUGAUUUUUAAGGAUACGGCAGAUGUACGGCAAGAAGAGUAGAGGAAACGAACAAUAUUACACAAAUGGUUCGGGCUAGGUUCCAAUACAUACGAGGUAAAAGUACGCAAAAGUUACGUACUUUCAAUUUUUAUACACGACUUGUUUUUACUAAAAACGAAGAACACAUAUACACCACACACACACACACACACACACACACACACACACAAAAGAAUUAUCUAAAUUACGUUACUAAUAUAGCUCCCAUAUUUAUUGAACUACAGAUAAUGUUUAGCUAAUUGCCGAUUAUUCAAAUAAUAGGUACAAGAAUAUUUUGUAUGACUGAUUUGUAAUGAUUUUAUCUGUUGUCUCAGUUCUACUAUAUGUAGCAGUUGUACAAUAGAAAUUCUGAUUUAUAAAUAUUUAGCUACCCCGAUUAUAAAGUACCGAAUAACUAGGGCUUUGAACAACAUAACACUCGCGAAAGAUGAUUUGGUAAUACCUUUCUUGUCAUUAAGCGAAAUUAUCGUGGCCAUUGUCUAUUCGCAAGAUUAUUUUCACGGUGGGUUUCGUGAAGGAACGAACGAUUUAAUGAGGGAUAUAUCAUACGCAGCAUCAUUUGUUAAAAAAAAAAAAAAAAGAGAAAAAAAA